CAGGCUGCUGCCCCGAUGCGCUGCGCCCGGAGCUGGGGCCGAGUCGCCGCCGCCGCAGCUGUUGGGGCGCCCGGGCGGGUGACGCCGCCGCCGCCCGUGCACCUCUCAGACCUCACUGACCGCAUGGAGUCCCCGGAAGGCGCCGGUCCGGGAGAGAUCGUUAAGGAGGUUGAGGUGCUGCAGACUGCUCUAGGUGUCCCAACCCAUGGAACAGGGGACAGUUGCCACACACCUGUGGCUGAAGAGGAAGCAGGAAUCCCAAUACCAGCACCAGGGCUCCUGCAGGUCACAGAGAGGAGGCAACCUCUCAGCAGUGUCUCCUCUCUGGAGGUUCACUUUGACCUCCUGGAUCUCACUGAGCUGACCGACAUGUCUGACCAGGAGCUGGCCGAGGUGUUUGCAGACUCUGAUGAUGAGAAUCUUACCAGUGAAUCCCCGGCAGGUCUGCACCCAUUGCCCCGGGCCAACUGCCUGCGCUCCCCCUCCUGGACAAGGACAAGGGCUGAGCAAAAUCCUGACAAGCAGCCCAUUGGUGACCCAGAGCAGCAGGCUGCAAUCGUGAACACGUUCCUCACUGUGGAGGGGCCCAAGGAGGACUAAGCUGUCUCCACCCAUGGAGCUUCCACAGGAACUGGGCCAGACAACCACUGCAAUGGCAAAUCCAGACAGUCCUGUCCCCAGGGAUGCAUUCCAUCCACCCCACAAGGCUCCAGCCAUCACCUCUUGAUGCUCAGUCAUGGUUGGGGUGCUGCACAUGCCUCUGGGCACCAGCACAAGCACAGCCCAGUGGCCUUAUGUCCAGCUGGUUCCUGGGCCCUGGAUCUGGGACAACACUAUGUGGAGUCAGUACUUGGGGAUGAAACAAAGAGUGAACAGUGACAAUUGGUGGUCUGGGCCUUGUGGAAACUCUUGUCUGUAGGAACUGUGCUCUUCCCUAUCACAGAUUCCCAAGUAGGCUCAGGGUGAGAGAGCCACUCCAAGAACCCUGAGAGUGUCUCCAGUCUCAUAUUUCCCCAGGCCACUGAGCUCAGAAGACAGAGGUGGGUUUGGUGUUGGCCCAUGGCAUGCUCUGCUGUCCAGCCAAGCAUUUAGGGUGGGGGUGGGUGAGGAGGAAAUCAGUCCCAAAACUUUUCAGCUUGAUUUCAGAAGGCAGGCACUGUUGGUUCAAGUCCCCUCCCCAGACCUCCAGACCUACUUCUGGCAUCUGUGUGUGAUGACUGAGGGCCUGGUCCACCUCCUUCGCAGCUCAGAACACCAAAUACCGCCAGAAUGCCUCAGAACCUUGAUGACACCUCCCAGCCUGCUAGGGGGUGGGGGGCGGGGUUCAUCCUCUACUCUGUCCCAGGUCUAUAACAAGGGCAUGUACUUGUGUCUGUCCUCCACAUCCCAACUACCCAGCUGCACCACCUGCCCACAGCCUGUCAAAUGCACUCAGUGACCCUGUGAGUCUGUAUCCUGGGAGCAGCCUAGACAGGGGAGAUGAGGCACUACCCAGUCUGUGGUAGUAUUUGGAGCAUCUCAACUCAGCCUCUCCAACAGGCUGCUAGUCUGGUCAGGAAUCAAAAACUAGUUUUGAAAUAAUAUUUUAAUUUGUGUGUGUGUGGUGUGUGUGUGUGUGUGUGUCCCC
Molecule: messenger RNA, 1627 nt
Organism: Castor canadensis (American beaver)
Lineage: Eukaryota; Metazoa; Chordata; Mammalia; Rodentia; Castoridae
Gene: Dbndd1
Product: dysbindin domain containing 1
Biological process (GO): negative regulation of protein kinase activity
Cellular component (GO): cytoplasm
Source: RefSeq, a predicted model, not a curated record